AUGGCCGUUGACGUGGCAUCGAUGUCGGUGGAGGAGUUGGAGGCCGUGUGGCUGAGGCGAGCCGGCAUGAGGAGCGACCUGAGUGUGGACUAUACCGGGGGUGACUGCACCAGGAGUGACUGUCGCCCAGCUUCUGUUAUGGAAUGGAUUUCAAGAUCUUCACCACUUGAUGUUCCUGCUUCCCCCCUUGUCCCGUCUCACCUCCCAUGCUAUGCCCUCCUCCACCGCCCCUACGCCCCUCCAAAGGUCGCCAGCUUCUGUUAUGGAAUGGAUUUCAAGAUCUCACCACUUGAUGCUCCUGCCCUUGCUUGUGCCGCACGUUCACUGCUGCUGUCGUUCGCCGCUGCUGCCAUGGCAGGCAUGCUGAAGCAUGCUGACGCAGCCCUUGCGGGUGCUGAGAAGGUGAGUGGUGGUGGUGAGGGCAUGGGCCCUGUGCCGGGCUGCUGGCAGAAGCAGAUGCACUGGGAAUCGUGGGACGAGGCAGCCGACAGGCUGGCGGACCAUGCGGUUACCAGUCACAAACCUCUGCACCACACCCAUUCACACCUGCGCCGAGCAGGGGGGCUCUCACCGAUGCAUCCCUGGACGAUAUGCUCAUGCUUCAUCCGCUCCUCCUCCUGUCUAACCAACCCAACCUGGCCUGCCAUCUCCCCUCUCUCCCCCCUUCCUCUCCCACAGCCGAGCAGGAGCGCUCUUCACCGAUGCAUCCCGGACGAUCUGCUCAUGCUGGAGACUAGCGACGUGCAGGUAUGGAGUGGUGGAGGUGGGUUGGGGAGUGGUGCAGAGGGGUUGAACGCGUUUG
Messenger RNA from Closterium sp. Naga37s-1, 802 nucleotides. NCBI's taxonomy places the organism in Eukaryota, Viridiplantae, Streptophyta, Zygnematophyceae, Desmidiales, Closteriaceae. The record is from the annotation of a GenBank genome assembly.